This is a messenger RNA of Neurospora crassa OR74A, 468 nucleotides long. RefSeq lists its product as hypothetical. NCBI's taxonomy places the organism in Eukaryota, Fungi, Ascomycota, Sordariomycetes, Sordariales, Sordariaceae. The coding region runs from base 1 to 468 and encodes 155 amino acids. The record is from RefSeq and is a predicted model, not a curated record. The transcript is spliced from 2 exons.
AUGCGCUUCCCCAGAUUUUUCCAACAUUUCACCACAGCUUUGCUCUGCGGGGGGCUGCUUAUUGAAACCACACUCGCAGAGGGAGGAGGCCAGCCCAAUAUAGCUGUCCAAACCCUGAUACCUCAAGGAGAUCCUACCAACACAAACAAAGUCACCGGUAUCGGGGUCUCCUACUAUCCAGCCGCCUCAUCAAUAAAACACAAGAGCAGCGGCAGCAUCAUCAUCAUCAACAGCAAAGAUGAAGGAUACGAGACUGAAGUCCCCUGUCUCUACGUCACCACAACAGCCAUCACACUCGUCGAUAUUCUCGUUCUUCCCGAGAGUAGUGAGGAUGAUGAUGAGGAUGAUGAUGAUGAGGAGGGUGACCGCGGGAGCAACACGGAGAUGAUGCCCACGGAGAUGCCCACAUGGACGGUCUUCUUUUUUGCAGCAGUGCUGGACGUUGUUAUUCGAGGGGCUUUUGUUUGA